Molecule: messenger RNA, 1513 nt
Organism: Felis catus (domestic cat)
Lineage: Eukaryota; Metazoa; Chordata; Mammalia; Carnivora; Felidae
Gene: TSSK6
Product: testis specific serine kinase 6
Exons: 1
Coding region: 213-1034 (273 amino acids)
Biological process (GO): intracellular signal transduction; microtubule cytoskeleton organization; protein phosphorylation
Cellular component (GO): cytoplasm
Molecular function (GO): protein serine/threonine kinase activity; ATP binding; tau-protein kinase activity
Source: RefSeq, a predicted model, not a curated record
UACCCCGAGGCGGGGUGACGCCCACAGUCACUUCACAAGGCAGAAACUGUUACCUGGGCAAUAAAAGACUCCGCAGGGGCAGGGACCCGGGAGUGGGCACAUGGGGGUGCGGGUGUGCAGGUGCCAAGCGCCAUGGGUUAGGCCCGAGAUUGGAGUCCGGCCGCCCUCCGACAGCAGCCGCCUCCUGCUCCCCGCGCGCCCCAGGCGCCACCAUGUCGGGCGACAAACUUCUGAGCGAACUCGGCUAUAAGCUGGGACGCACGAUAGGCGAGGGCAGUUACUCCAAGGUGAAGGUGGCCACGUCCAAGAAGUACAAGGGCACGGUGGCCAUCAAGGUGGUGGACCGGCGGCGCGCGCCACCUGACUUUGUCAACAAGUUCCUGCCCCGCGAACUGUCCAUCCUGCGGGGCGUGCGGCACCCUCACAUCGUGCACGUCUUCGAGUUCAUCGAGGUGUGCAAUGGGAAGCUGUACAUAGUGAUGGAGGCGGCUGCCACCGACCUGCUGCAGGCAGUGCAGCGCAACGGGCGCAUCCCCGGGGGUCAGGCGCGCGACCUCUUCGCGCAGAUCGCCGGAGCUGUGCGCUACCUGCAUGACCACCACCUGGUGCACCGUGACCUCAAGUGCGAAAACGUGUUGCUGAGCCCUGACGAGCGCCGAGUGAAGCUCACUGACUUUGGCUUUGGUCGCCAGGCACAUGGCUAUCCUGACUUGAGCACCACCUACUGCGGCUCGGCUGCCUACGCGUCGCCUGAGGUACUCUUGGGCAUCCCAUACGACCCCAAGAAGUACGAUGUGUGGAGCCUGGGCGUCGUGCUCUACGUCAUGGUCACCGGGUGCAUGCCUUUCGACGACUCAGACAUCGCUGGCUUGCCCAGGCGCCAGAAGCGCGGCGUACUCUACCCCGACGGCCUCGAGGUGUCCGAGCGCUGCAAGGCCCUGAUCGCUGAAUUGCUGCAGUUCAGCCCGUCCUCCAGGCCCUCAGCGGGCCAGGUAGCGCGCAACGGCUGGCUGCGUGCUGGGGAUUCUGGCUAGAAGCCGGGGUUCCCGCCAUUUACGCCGCCCUGAGCACUGCGCAAGCGCAGCGCACGCGUGCGAGGCGUGCUUCCGUACUCCGGCGAAGCCGACACGCGCCACUGCGCACGCGCAUACCCCUUCUCCCCCCCUCCCCCCCCCCCCCCCGCCACUUUUCCUUUCUCUGGAUGGUUGGGGCUGCAGUCGCCCCUGUUUAGAAUCUAGCUCCUCUCCCUAUGAUCCCAAGAGCAAGAGGGCGCAAGCGCUUCCUCUCUUUCCUAAGAGAAGUCCCCGGGAGGGGAAGGGACGAGAGGAAUCGGAAGCAUUGCGCUAGCGCGGAAUGAGCGAUGGCUGCAGACAGGCCGUGGCUACUUGGAGGAGCUGCCAGCGAGUGGACGCGUGUGAAGGGCGCCCUCGAGACAGCCGCGAAUGCGUGUGAGGGACCGCAAGCUCCCGGCGCUGCCUCCUUGAAACUUGCAAUAAAGUCGCUCUUUCUCGCA